This is a messenger RNA of Trichoderma asperellum CBS 433.97, 987 nucleotides long. NCBI's taxonomy places the organism in Eukaryota, Fungi, Ascomycota, Sordariomycetes, Hypocreales, Hypocreaceae. The record is from RefSeq and is a predicted model, not a curated record.
AUGCCAGGUCUUGAACGACCAUGGCAGAGUGUCUGGCCGCCAGAAGACCAAGAUGAUUUGCAGCGCUGGCUCAAAACCGACAGUCCUGAGUUUAUUAAUUGGCGCUUUGACCCUAGCAACUUUUUCAAUCGUCCUUGGAGCAGUUACACUAGAAAUGAAGCUGCCAAGACUGAACAGGCGUACACCAUCCUGCCUCCUGAUGAUCCCGUUCCUGCUGCCGAUGCUCAGAAUGAAGCCAUAUCUGAGUCGUCUUCCCUUUUUGAGAGACCUGAAACGAAGCAACAUUAUCGCAAGAGUUACCCCGUAAAUAUCUACAACGUCCGCGGAAACGAGGAGUUGUUUACUCUCGACGCAUCAGGUUUUGAAUUUCAAAACUUGCCAUUUAAGAUGGACAGUUGGUCCGAUGAUACUGUGCAAGAGAGGUAUCUUCCAUUUCUACACAGCUGGCUUCUGCAGCGUUUUGCGUGUGAGCGCGUGUUCAUUUAUGCAUACAAUUUUCGUGGUGCGGACCCUCGACUGGGAGACAACCCCUUGGAAAACCCCCUUCUUUCUGGCUCACUGCAAUGCAACGGAAGCGUCCUGCAAGUUGAGAAUGGCACUGCACUUUCCAAUAACGUAGAUGAUGUCUUGAGCAAGCGCUAUCGAUUUGUAAACAUUUGGCGCUCCGUCCCCCCCAUCACCCAUCAGGACUGUCCCCUAGCGCUAUGCGAUUACCGAACCAUCACCAAAAAAGAAUAUAUCAGCACUGAUGUCAUCUUUCCUCGCUGCUGCAAUGAAGGUUAUGACAUUCAGUACAGCCCUGCGCAUCGCUGGUUCUAUCAGAAAGGCAUGUUGAUGGAUGAGGUGAUUUUGUUUAAGCUGGAUGAUAGUGCUGAUGGCGUAGCGAAGUGCGUCGCACAUGGGGCUUUCAACGAUCCUACGGCAAAUCCUGGAGCUGCCCAUCGGGCAAGUAUAGAAGUUAGAGCCAUUAUUCCAGACGGGAAUUAG